Molecule: messenger RNA, 204 nt
Organism: Pseudogymnoascus destructans
Lineage: Eukaryota; Fungi; Ascomycota; Leotiomycetes; Thelebolales; Thelebolaceae
Exons: 2
Coding region: 1-204 (67 amino acids)
Source: RefSeq, a predicted model, not a curated record
AUGGCACCCGGCUCCCCAAGAAACACACAGUAUAGACCUGUUAACUAUUGCCGAAUCCUAAUUCGACCCUCAUUCUGGCUGCCCGAAGCACCAACCAAGAUAUCAGUCCCCUACCGGCCAUUUGAAGAACUGUGGGCAAACGGCGUAGUCGCCUUCACCAAGAAAACAAUCCCUAUCCAGUCCAACAUGAAUGGACUUAUUUAG